GCCACUUUCAAUGCGGGACACUUGAAGAAUUCAUCCAUUGCGACGCCGUGAAUACUCCCAUCCAACCUCUUUAACCCUCCCUUUGGCCAAGCGGAGGCCAACUGAAACGUCAUGGCGAUUCAGAAGAAACACGGAAAAGGUCGUCUUGACAAAUGGUAUAAGUUGGCCAAAGAGAAGGGUUACCGAGCCAGAGCCGCCUUCAAGUUAAUUCAACUGAACAAGAAAUAUGGCUUCCUCGAGAAGAGCAAGGUCCUUCUAGAUCUUUGCGCUGCUCCUGGAUCAUGGUGUCAAGUCGCAGCAGAGGCCAUGCCGGCCAACAGUCUAAUCGUUGGAGUUGAUCUCUCCCCGAUCAAGCCUAUCCCAAAGGUCAUAACCUUCCAAAGCGAUAUUACCACCGAUAAAUGCCGCGCGACAAUAAGACAACAUUUGAAGACAUGGAAGGCCGAUACUGUACUUCACGAUGGUGCUCCCAACGUUGGUACUGCUUGGGUUCAGGAUUCCUUCAACCAAGCUGAACUAGCCCUUCAAUCCAUGAAACUGGCAACGGAAUUUCUAGUUGAGGGUGGUACAUUUGUCACUAAGGUCUUCCGAUCGAAAGAAUACAACAAACUUCUCUGGGUUUUCAACCAAUUAUUCACCAAGGUUGAGUCCACGAAACCUCCAUCCUCUCGAAAUGUUUCCGCCGAAAUCUUCGUCGUAUGUCGCGGUUACAAGGCCCCCAAACAUCUCGAUCCGAAGUUCCUUGAUCCUAGAUCAGUAUUUGCCGAACUCGCAGAUAGUGCUCCAAAUAACGAGGCCAAGGUCUUCAAGCCCGAAGUCAAGAAGCGAAAGAGAGGUGGUUACGAGGAGGGCGAUUAUACUCAAUUCAAAGAGAUACCUGCUAGUCAGUUCAUUGAGACCAUCGAUCCUAUAGCGAUACUCGGCAGUUACAACAAGCUUUCUUUUGAGCAACCACGAAACGGCGAUGUGGCGCUUGCUGCCUUGGACAAAAUGCCUGAUACGAACGAGGAAAUCAGAACGUGCUGUGCGGACUUGAAGGUAUUAGGCCGCAGAGAAUUCAAACUUUUGCUCAAAUGGAGAUUGAAAGCCCGAGAAGCCUUUGGAUUACCGACGAAGAAAACCACGAAACCCGUUGUACCCGAAGAGGUUGCUGAAGUUGAAUCCAUGGACGAGGAACUAAAAAUCCAAGAAGAGCUUCAAGCGUUAAAGGAUAAAGAUAGUGCUAAGAAGAAGCGCGAGCGGCGAAAAGAGAACGAGAAGAAACAGAGGGAAAUUGUGCGCAUGCAAUUACAUAUGGUUGCUCCAAUGGAUAUCGGUAUGGAACAGGCUGGCCCUGCUGGCAAUGACUCCAUGUUUGCAUUGAAACCUAUCGACAAGCAUGGUGCAGUCAAUAAGAUUGUGAAGGGAAAGAUGGCUAUGAUAAGUGAAGCGGAUGCCAAGAAAGACCGAGAUAGCGGUAUCGGAUCUUCUGGUGACACAGAUGAAGAAGACGAUGACGAAGAAGAUCGGCUAGAGCGUGAGCUUGACGGCAUGUAUGAUCAAUACAGAGAACGGAAAGCAGAAUCGGACGCGAAAUAUCGAGCAAAGAAGGCCAGACAAGAACAUGACGAUGGCGAAUGGGAAGGGUUAUCAGCCGACGAACAACAAUCUAGCGAUGAUGGGGAGCUAGAAGAGGAUAGUAGCGACGAAGAAUCCGAUGAAGAUUCAGCUCCCUCCAAGCCACUGCUCACCGAUUUAGAUAACCAACCUGGGGGGUCCAACGGCCUUUCGAAACGUGCUACCAACUUCUUUGGUCAGGACAUAUUCAAAGACAUAACAGGCAUUCUCGAUGAACCAAUGCCCGAUGCGGAUGAAGUUGAUGUGGAUGAAGAAUCCGAUGCCGGUGAACCAAUGGUUGUGGUAAAUGAGACUACAAAAGCAAAGAAGGAAAAACCAAAGAAGAGUAAAGCCGAAAAGCUUCCUGAACCUGAGGAUGAUAAUCGCAACGGUUUCGAAGUCGUCAAGCAAGAUCAAGAAGAUGACUGGGAGGACCAAGAUAAACGCCUCCCAGAUGGAAGACUCGAUAUCGACAUCAUCACAGCCGAAGCCAUGACUCUUGCACACCAGCUCGCCACAGGCCAAAAAUCCAACUACGACGUUAUCGACGAUGGAUUCAACAAGCACGCCUUCCGCGACCGCGAUGGUUUACCCGACUGGUUCGUCGACGACGAGGGUCGACACGACAAACCCCAAAAGCCCAUCACUAAAGCCGCGGCCGCCGCCAUCAAAGAAAAGACACGUGCCCUGAACGCACGCCCCAUCAAGAAGGUCCGUGAAGCCAAGGCUAGGAAGAAGUUCAAGGCUGCCCAGAAACUCGAGAAACUACGCAAGAAAUCCGAUCUCCUGGCUGCUGAGGAAGGAAUGACGGAGAAAGAGAAGGCGGAUAGUAUAUCGAAGUUGUUAGCAAAGGCUGCGAAGAAGAAACCCAAGGCACCGGCGAAAUUGGUUGUCGCUAAGGGCUUGAAUAGGGGUAUUAAGGGUAGGCCGAAGGGUGUUAAGGGUCGGUAUAAGAUCGUGGAUCCUAGGAUGAAGAAGGAACUUAGGGCGCAGAAAAGGAUUGCGAAAAGGAAGUAGAGGAUGGUACAUAUAAAACGUUUGGGUUCAAUUAUACGGGUAGAAAAAAAGAGUACCAGUCUGAGGUUGACUGGUUUGGAUUUUUAAAAAUCAUAUACCCUCAACAACGAAGAAUUAAUUGAACAUGUUGUGAUGUGUGGAA
This is a messenger RNA of Hypoxylon trugodes, 2755 nucleotides long. RefSeq names its product AdoMet-dependent rRNA methyltransferase spb-1. Bases 112 to 2613 code for a protein of 833 amino acids. Gene Ontology annotation, cellular component: nucleus; preribosome, large subunit precursor; nucleolus. The record is from RefSeq and is a predicted model, not a curated record. The transcript has 3 exons. Lineage: Eukaryota; Fungi; Ascomycota; Sordariomycetes; Xylariales; Hypoxylaceae. Gene Ontology annotation, molecular function: rRNA (guanine) methyltransferase activity; rRNA (uridine-2'-O-ribose)-methyltransferase activity. Gene Ontology annotation, biological process: maturation of 5.8S rRNA from tricistronic rRNA transcript (SSU-rRNA, 5.8S rRNA, LSU-rRNA); maturation of LSU-rRNA from tricistronic rRNA transcript (SSU-rRNA, 5.8S rRNA, LSU-rRNA); rRNA methylation.